Molecule: messenger RNA, 735 nt
Organism: Magallana angulata
Lineage: Eukaryota; Metazoa; Mollusca; Bivalvia; Ostreida; Ostreidae
Exons: 1
Coding region: 2-727 (241 amino acids)
Molecular function (GO): nucleic acid binding; zinc ion binding
Source: RefSeq, a predicted model, not a curated record
GAUGCUCGAAGAAGUUAUCCUAACCCCAGGAGAAACUACAAACAAUUCUUUCGCUUUGACUGACGCCGUGAAACUGCUGACAUCAACAAUAAAUUCUCAAUUUCAACAGUUAGCUGAAAAAUUACAGGAAGACAGCACAAACUCUGCACAGUUGCUCAAGAAAAAGCUGAAAGAUAACAUCGCCGGAAAGCUCAAGUUCGAAGGUAACAGAGUGCAAUACAUAUUCAACGAAGAGUGUAUUGAAGAACUUGAUAAGUUAAAAGAUUUGUCUUCCAACGAUAAAGAUACUGUUAAACGUUUGAGAGAGAAAAUUAACACAAGACAAAAGCAUAUAAGAAUUGCAGAUGGGUCACCAACUGGGUGGAAAACGGUACAGGAGUACCAACUCAACGACGUGGCUGAAAACUCGGACGACGAGAAACGAAUCCGCAGUGCAGAAAACAGGGCGCUCAAACAGACGAAACAGGGGAAGAAGUCCCGGUUCUCUCCUUAUCUCAAACCUGCACCAACAGCUGCGGCUGGCUCUCCUGCUCAGCUGCCUUCUUAUGGUCUGCAACAGCAGAACAACGUCCUACAGACAGCAAACCCAUUCCUUCAGCCCUUUCGUGCAGCUAGCAGGCGCACACCGCAACCAAGUGACGUCUGCUACAAAUGUUUCCAAACGGGACACUGGAAAUCAAGAUGCCCCUCUCAGUUCGGCAGCACUGCGCCCUCCUCCUCAAAAUGAAGUUGAUG